AUGGACUGUUUAAUUCAGAUGCUGUUUCUUGGUUUCAAAAUCAUUUUUUUGGCGGGGCAAGAAGGCAUCUGUACAAAAAUUAUUGGGGGUCAUGAGGUUGAUCCUCAUUCUCGACCAUAUAUGGCUUCUAUCCAAAUGAACAAACAACAUGUUUGUGGAGGAGUUUUGAUUGCACGAAGUUGGGUGCUGACUGCAGCACACUGUGAAGAAAAUUGGAAAUAUCAGGACAUUCAAGUGAUAUUGGGGGCUCAUUCACUUUCUAAGAGGCAAGAAGAGAAACAACAAGUAUUGAAAGUGAAGAAAUACUUCCCUUAUCCAGAAUUUAAUUGGAAUAGAAAAGAAAAUGACAUCAUGCUGAUUCAGUUGGCCAAUGAAGCUAUUAUGAGCGAGCAUGUGUCAAUCCUGAAGCUGCCUAAAUCACCAGGAGAUGUUAAAGCUGGAACCAAGUGUAGCGUUGCAGGAUGGGGCACAACUAAUCCUGAAAUCCGUAAACCAUCUGAUACUCUGAGGGAAGUAACGUUGACUGUCAUUGCCAGGAAGAGAUGCAAUAGUGAAAAAUACUAUAACUAUAAUCCCUUUAUAACAAAGACCAUGUUAUGUGCUGGUGAUGCAAAAGGUAGAAAAGAUUCGUGCCAGGGUGACUCUGGUGGCCCACUCAUUUGCAAAAUCAGCAAGUUCAGAAAAAUAUAUGAAUACAGAGGCAUUGUGUCAGCAGGAGAUGGCUGUGCAAAACCCAAGAAACCUGGCAUUUAUACUCGUUUGUCUGAAAAAUAUCUGAAUUGGAUAAACAAGGUCAUAGCAGUUAGGACUCACAACAAAACAUUUCACAACCUGCUCUCAAGUUUCCGAAACGGUAAUUCAGUCUACAUCCGUCCAUGUAUAAUGGCCAUAUUGGAGAAUAUCGGGUCACAAAAAUUCUUGAAUGACAACCUGCGUUCUUUAAAAGUGAUUCUUUCGGAGAUACCUGGUGUAACGAUGUCAGCCAGGUUUGGUCAAAUGAGCCAGUUUCGAGUGGUCCUUGGAGCUCAUUCACAUUCUAAGAAGCAAAAAUGGAAAAUGACAAUUAAUGUGAAAGAAGCAUUUCCACACCCUCGGUUUGAAAUGGAAACUACAGAAAAUGACAUCAUAAAGCUUCAGCUCAAUGGCAAGGUGACUCCAAACAAGUUUGUGAAUGUCCUGAACCCACCGAACACUGGAACGGAUGUCAAAGAUGGAGACAUUUGCAAUGCUCCGGGUUGUGGGCUCACCUCAGUUGUAACUGAAAAGGUUUCAGACACUUUGCAGCAAGUGAAUGUAACUGUCGUGGACAGGAUGCUGUGUGCACAGGUGAUUCAGGGGGUCCACUGUUAUGUAAUGGAAAAUUCAAUGGAAUUGUUUCUUUUGGAUGUAGUUGUGGACAACCCCGAAAGCCUGGUGUUUACACAUGACUCUCAAAGACAUAUCAUUCCUGGAUUAAGAAAACAAUUCGAUUUUGAAAUAUUCAGUGAUAGUUUGAGAAUUAGUUGCAUUUUUAAACAUCAUAAGGUUAAGGCAGUUCUUGGAAUUGAUAUUCUGAGCAAAAAGAAAUCAGCACAAAUUAUCACAGUGAAGGAGAAAUUUCCUCACAUUCGUUUUGACAACAAAACCAAAGAAAAUGACAUCAUGCUGCUCCAACUACAGUCUGAAGCAAAACUGAACAAUUAUGUAAAACUCCUUCCUCUACCCAAAAAUGACUUGGAUAUGGGAGAUGGAACUGUCUGCUCAGUUGCUGGAUGGGGAUGGACCAAAAUAAAUUCAAAUGUGAACUCUGACCAUCUUAAAGAAGUAAAUGUAACGAUUAUAAACAGAUCAAAGUGCAACAGCCCAAAGUAUUAUAACAAGAAGCCUUUAAUAACCAUGAACAUGCUCUGUGCUGGUGACAAAAGAGGUGGAAAAGAUGCAUGCUGUGGGGACUCAGGCGGACCUCUGAUAUGUAAGGAUGUGUUCCGAGGAAUUGUGUCUUACGGGAAAAAAUGCGGACUUGCCAAAAAGCCUGGAAUUUAUACAAGGCUCACAAAGGAAUACAUGAAAUGGAUUCAGAAAAAAACAGCUUGAACCUUGUCAAGUUUUUAGGUUAUGAUGAGUUUUAUGCAUCAUUUUUAUCUUCUGUGAGUUG
Molecule: messenger RNA, 2134 nt
Organism: Stegostoma tigrinum
Lineage: Eukaryota; Metazoa; Chordata; Chondrichthyes; Orectolobiformes; Stegostomatidae
Exons: 13
Coding region: 1-2073 (690 amino acids)
Biological process (GO): proteolysis
Molecular function (GO): serine-type endopeptidase activity
Source: RefSeq, a predicted model, not a curated record